Molecule: messenger RNA, 749 nt
Organism: Impatiens glandulifera
Lineage: Eukaryota; Viridiplantae; Streptophyta; Magnoliopsida; Ericales; Balsaminaceae
Product: transmembrane protein 230-like
Exons: 2
Coding region: 124-435 (103 amino acids)
Cellular component (GO): endomembrane system
Source: RefSeq, a predicted model, not a curated record
CCCUCCCAACUUUGAACAAGGGUUUUGCUGCUCAAGUCUCAAACAACACGCAUCUUCCAAGCUCCAUUUGGAUAAAGACAGAUUUGCGCUUAUCGAUCGAUUGGACUAGUUGAGCUCACGAUUAUGGCGUACGUAGAUCACGCUUUCUCGAUAUCUGAUGAGGACAUCAUGAUGGAGUCUUCUUACAUCAUGAACAAUCGUCCUCCCGUCAAGGAGAUCGCACUUGCCAUCUCUCUACUUUUCUUCGGCACCACAGCAAUUGUCUUGGGAAUCUUCAUGUCCAUCAAUCGUGUAGGCGGCGAUCGGGCUCAUGGGUUUUUCUUUGCGUUACUUGGGGCCGUACUAUUCCUUCCAGGUUUCUACUAUACUCGGAUUGCUUACUUUGCCUACAAGGGUUACAAGGGUUUCUCUUUCUCCAACAUCCCCCCUGUUUAAUAGUGCUUGAGAAACAAACAAAAACACGAAUGAGUGCUCUUUCAUGUACAUAAUAUUAUCUUUCAUACGCACUAUGAAUAUCCUUUUCAAACACGUAUCUUUACUUGUAAUGUUAGUUAUCAUGUCUCAAUUAAUUUUCUUAUUUUGAAUCAUCUCCAAGUAGUAGUAGUAAUAGUGUUUGCUGAUGAUUGUGGUUGGGUCUUGAGUUGGAUAAAAAUGAUGUUCAUCCACUGACUAUCAUCUUUAGCUGCUCUGAAUAAACAAACAAUUGAUACACAGAUUUACAUUGUAUGAAUUUCAUAUAUAGUCUCCUU